This is a messenger RNA of Musca domestica (house fly), 518 nucleotides long. RefSeq names its product signal peptidase complex subunit 1 (gene Spase12). Gene Ontology annotation, cellular component: signal peptidase complex; endoplasmic reticulum membrane. Gene Ontology annotation, biological process: protein targeting to ER. Bases 128 to 424 code for a protein of 98 amino acids. Lineage: Eukaryota; Metazoa; Arthropoda; Insecta; Diptera; Muscidae. The transcript is spliced from 3 exons. The record is from RefSeq and is a predicted model, not a curated record.
CGCUUAUGUUUUUUUGGUGUUAUCAGUUCGUAGUACAUACCUACUUUAUUCCAGAGGUAGAAUUGUUUGACAGCCGCAAUUUUGCAGACGUGUUUAUUUCAAUAGGAAGAAAUAAAAUUAAAGAAAAAUGCUGAAUUUAAACAUACAAACACAUAUGGACUUCGUUGGCCAACACAAAGCUGAGAUGUACUCUCGCUUCAUCAUCACCCUUUUUGGAGUUGUUGGUUUAAUCUGGGGAGCAAUAACUCAACAAUUCUCUCAAACUGUUUAUACACUGGGAGCUGGGUUCAUUUUAGCUUCAUUGUUGACAAUUCCUCCCUGGCCUAUGUACAGACGCAACCCUCUAAAUUGGCAGAAACCAAAACCUGAGCCAUCAAGUGGCGGAAGCAAUGGUGAUGAAAAUAAACAAAAGAAGAAAAAAUAAACCACAUAUAUUAUUACAAAGGCAUUCCCGUAUUAUGUUAAAAGAUUAGCAUAUAUCUCACCACAAAAAUAAAAUAUACAAAAUAGCUACAAUA